CUUCCAGAAUGCAAGGCAACUGAAGCUCUAAUCAUAUGACUUAAACUGACCUCUUGCGAUUUCUAGUGUCUGCAGUCACAUGAUAGAGUCAGAUGGCAGAGUAAAGAUGGCUGCAGUGACAGAAGAGCAGUUUGCAGCUCUGCAGAUCUUAUUGAAGGCUUCCUCAAAGGACGUAGUUAGACAACUAUGCCAAGAGUGCUUUUCUAGCUCAACCAGAGGCUCAAGCAAAUUGAUUGACAGCACCUGUUCCAAUCUGUCUGUGACAUCAGAAGAAGCAGCUCAACUGGUCUGCUGUUUGCACAACCUCACCAGGCACAUUGUGUAUCGGGGCCUGUCAUCUGCGGAAGAAAUUCUCUCUCUUUUCCCAGAGAACUUCCACCAGAGUCUAAAAAACCUCCUGACCAAGAUAAUUUUGGAAAAUGUCUCCGUCUGGAGGAGUGAAGCACAAUCAAGUCAGAUCUCCCUGCCUCGGCUGGUUGAUAUGGACUGGAGAGUGGACAUCAAGACGUCCUCGGACAGCAUCGGCAGAAUGGCAGUCCCCACCUGCAUGCUACAGUUGAAGAGGAAGCUGUAUUUCAUUGGUGAUGUACACAAUUUGGGGAGCACACUGUGGUCCUUCAGGAGGGGAAAUUGUGGUGUAGAUUCAGGAAGAUGCUGCCUUGUGUGAGGAUAACCCUGUGAUCUCUUCAGUGACUGUGGAGCUGAAUAAAGAAACCCUAGACACUAUGUUAGAUGGUCUGGGAAGGAUCCGAGACCAACUCACUGCUGUAGCAAACAAAUGAAUGCCUGGGAUGUGAAUUUCACCUGCCAUUUGUACCUGGAAAGGAACUCUCCUCUAUUACAAAUAGAGCUCUGAUAUCUUACAGACUGGUAUCUCUCUCUUUCUCUACCAAACAAAAUUUAAAGAUGGUUUGAUUUUUUUUGUUGGGGGGUGGGGAAGGGGGAGGUAAUAACACAGCUUUCCAAAAGCAGACGCUUCAAGGUGCACUUGCUCUGGUGCCAAAUGCAUUUUACUAAUGUUGUUGAACAAAAACUGGUCUCCCAUUCAGAGAAGGAUUUAAAGGCUCAGAGCCUGACUUAAUCGCAAGAGUUGUAAUGGGAAAUAGCAGCAGCCAAUGGAGCGAACACUGUUUCCCUGCCCUGAGAUUAGGGACAAAAAGACUGAGGCUAGCUGAUGGGCUGGCUUCCAGCGUUGCCAGACAACAAGAGUGCUUCUCUCUCAAAGCUGUGUGUACUGAGGUGCAUGCUGUACGUAUCUCUCUCUCCCUCUCUUAAUGAGGCAUAGCUAGGCUACAGAUUGUUAUUAGAGGAUAAGGUUUUGAAAUAGGACAAUUAUGCUGCAGUGCAUUCCCUUCUGAUUGACUCCAUAUUACUAUUUGCAAAAUGACUAGUCUGAGCACCUCACUGUAAGUAACUGGGUUGGAACAUCUUUAGUAGCAAGUAAUUUCCUCCUUCUGGCUGAAAAGAAAAGGGGGGUGGGUUUUGCUCACUUAUGUUGGGUUUAAUAGUCUUAGGCUUUGUCUUCCCUGCAGAACGAAAAAAGGUGUGUAGAGAAAUUUAGAUGGUAAAGAAUCAAUAGCAACUGUGUGUACCACUGCUGGGGCCUGUACCCCAAAAAGGCCAAGUUACAUCUUCAUGUAAAAUGAAUCUUUUUAAUAAAAGAAAAAAAUAAACUGUUA
Dermochelys coriacea (leatherback sea turtle) is the source of this 1679-nucleotide messenger RNA. RefSeq names its product COMM domain containing 9 (gene COMMD9). The transcript is spliced from 7 exons. Lineage: Eukaryota; Metazoa; Chordata; Testudines; Dermochelyidae. Bases 80 to 667 code for a protein of 195 amino acids. The record is from RefSeq and is a predicted model, not a curated record.